AUUUUAAAAAAAGGGGGCAGAGACUGCUAGACAGCGCAUGCGCUGGAGGGGGGCUGUCGAAGAAUCAAGUAAAUAGAAUUGGAGCUGGAACCACAAGUUUAGUGUUCGCGAUGACGUCACCGCUCCACAUUGAGCCGGAGCAGUAGUAGUGUGGGAGAUAGAUAGAGCCGCGCUAUAGUAAAGUACACACUGCCAUGAACUUCUGUUUGUAACUUAAUUGUUGUUGCUGCAGUCAGGAGGGGAAAAAAGGAAACAACAAAAGUUUUUUUUUUCUUUUUCUGGCUGUAUCUGAUUUUAACAGCAACGAGCACGCAGGCAUCUGGAGGAAGACCGUUGAAUACUUUUUUUUGCAAAAGCUAUGUCGUCCGCGGCGAUUGCUGCUUCCAGACGGCAGUCAUGUUAUUUAUGUGACUUGCCCCGCAUGCCGUGGGCUAUGAUCUGGGAUUUUUCUGAGGCUGUCUGCAGAGGAUGUGUCAACUACGAGGGAGCAGACCGGAUUGAGUUUGUGAUCGAGACAGCCCGGCAGCUGAAGAGGGCUCACGGCUUCCAGGAAGGGAGAUCGCCGGGGCCGGUGAAACCUCAGCUCUCGGGGAAGGAGAUCCAGCCCAUCAACCACACGGCGGCGGACCCGGGAUCUCGCCUGCCGCAGCCCCUGGAUCGCUACCCCCUCGCCUCGGACCGGCCGCCGCGACUCGGUCCAGAAUAUCCGACUGGCAGGCAGUCUAACGGCAUCCCUGUCCCAAAUGGAUUCCCCAAACCCGACGACCCCCCGGAGCUGAACAGGCAAAGCCCCAAUCCCCGCAGGACUAGCACGGUCCACGCGAAUAUAGUGCCUUUGGUGAACGGGACCCUGCCGCCCGUGCACGCUGUCAACGGCAGGUCGGCGCAAAUGGGCAUCCCGGCGGCGCUAACAGCGGCCGGCCAGAACGAGAUCAGCGGCAAGCGGCCGGCCUCCGUGUCCAGCACGGAGCACGACAGGGAGCUGAAGGACAAGCACAGGGCGGACAGCCUGUCCGAGCUGGGGGAGAGCCACAAGAACCGGCCGGACGAGUGGAUUACCAAAGGGAAGACGGUCAGGGACUUAAUGGCGUUCCACACGAUGGACGGCCGGUACAAGAAGGACCACGCAGCGAUGCCACAGGGCAGGGUGAUGGGCUACGACGCCAACGCCACCGCUUCGAAGCCAGACAGAGGCAAGCAUCCCCGGAACAUGAAGAGAAAGGCGUCGCCAGAGCCCGAGGGAGAGAGCACCGCCGGGAAGAUGAAUGGCGAGGGUCAGUGGCAGCCGGCCGCGGCGGAGGUCCUGAAGAUGCCCACGGUGCCCCCGAGCUUCGCCACGGCGCCGUCCACCAUCUCGCCCCAUUCCAACCGCACGACCCCGCCGGAGGCCGCGCAGAACGGCCAGUCGCCGAUGGCCGCCCUCAUCCUGGCGGCGGACAACGCUGGGGGCAACAGCUCGCCCAAGGAUGCCAACCAGGUGCACUCGACCACCCGCCGGAACAGCAACAGCCCGCUGUCGCCCUCCUCCAUGAGCCAAAGGAGACUGGGGCAGAGGGAGGCGCCGGGCGCGGGGACGCCGCACGUGCCGGGCAUGGACCAGGUGCACCCGCAGAGCAUUCCAGACUCUUCCGUGCCCAACAGCAUCCCGCUGUGCUGCACCCUCUGCCACGAGCGGUUAGAGGACACGCAUUUCGUGCAGUGCCCGUCCGUGCCGUCACACAAGUUCUGCUUCCCGUGUUCCAGGGAGAGCAUCAAGCAGCAGGGCGCCACCGGGGAGGUGUACUGCCCCAGCGGGGAGAAGUGUCCACUGGUGGGCUCCAACGUGCCCUGGGCGUUUAUGCAAGGUGAAAUAGCCACCAUUCUUGCAGGGGACGUCAAAGUAAAAAAGGAGAGGGACCCUUGAUUUUAUUAUCGUUUUUUUUUUAAAAAAAAAACAACGACAACAACAACAAAAUAUAUAAAUAUAAAUUACACGCAUACCAUCCAAACAAAACUAAUGGACUUGUACAUAUUGGACGCGAGCGAGGAAAGUGUAUACUUCAUAAACAUGGCUGUAUAAUUUUUGAUUUUUGAAUACAUUGUGUUUCUAUAUUUUUGAAGAUAAAGGUAUGUACUCAUUAUAAUGGACUACAUUUCCACCCCUUUUUUGUUGAUGUUUAAGCCGACUCUCUCGAUGUUACCUUUUCGGUCUGGUGGCAGUUUCUGUUAAACGUAGAAUGUGACUAAUGCUACUCUAAGCACUUGACGCAACUGAAAUGCUUUUAGCUGUACUUGUAUGCACUUGUUUAAAAAAAUUGCCAAAUACAAUUUCUGACCUUGUAAUAAUAA
Molecule: messenger RNA, 2328 nt
Organism: Lepisosteus oculatus (spotted gar)
Lineage: Eukaryota; Metazoa; Chordata; Actinopteri; Semionotiformes; Lepisosteidae
Gene: irf2bp2a
Product: interferon regulatory factor 2 binding protein 2a
Biological process (GO): regulation of transcription by RNA polymerase II
Cellular component (GO): nucleus
Molecular function (GO): transcription corepressor activity
Source: RefSeq, a predicted model, not a curated record